Messenger RNA from Melanotaenia boesemani (Boeseman's rainbowfish), 3724 nucleotides. RefSeq names its product sorting nexin 8a (gene snx8a). The record is from RefSeq and is a predicted model, not a curated record. The transcript has 15 exons. NCBI's taxonomy places the organism in Eukaryota, Metazoa, Chordata, Actinopteri, Atheriniformes, Melanotaeniidae. Gene Ontology annotation, molecular function: phosphatidylinositol binding. Bases 426 to 1991 code for a protein of 521 amino acids. Gene Ontology annotation, biological process: retrograde transport, endosome to Golgi.
AAUGUGCUGUUUCAGUUGUGUUUGUCGACUGCAGGCACGAGCGAGUGAAAAGUUUAAGAAAAUGAGCAUUUCUGCUAUUUGACAUGAAAUAAAAGUAAGUGGCACACCACAAGAUAACACAAAUUAAAUUGCCCUAAUUCUGUAGCCAUAUUUUCUCAAAUGGGACAACAAUAAAGCAAAACAUUAAAUAUUUGCGUUGACACACCGGACAAGCAUUAGUUAAGGCACUCAAAUAGCAAAAGCUGAAAUGUACAUAGAGCACUUGGAGGCAGCAUAAAUGAGGGUUUAAAUAUGAAGAAUGAGGAACAGAAAAUGAACUCUACAAACUUGCACAAGUGAAACCAGGAAAUAAACAUCCACAAUUACCGUGGAAAACUCUUCAGCUACACGUGCAUGAAAUCACAUGGAGGUGCUCUCGUGCUCACAUGACAGUCCGAGCCAUGGCAGGAGAGAUCAAUGAAGGUUCAGUUCCUGCCUAUUACAGGGAAGUGUACGAGGCUAUCAGUUGUAGAACAGAUGAGAGAGUGCAGGUUGAAGUUUUUCAGCGGCUGCUCCAAAGAUCUGGUCUCUCCAAGGCGACUCUUAACCAGAUUGCUGAGCAUGUUGACUCCACGGAUGGAUUCCUGAGCAAGCUGUCCCUCUAUAAAGCACUUGCCUUAAUUGCUCUUGCCCAGCAAGGAAAGCAACCAAGUCCCAAACUCUUGGAGAACUGCAUACAGGAGUUACCCAAACCUCAGCUGGGGGAGCCGAGGGAGCUGAGUGCUCUGAGGAUGCAGCCGGCUCAGGAGAACGCGCUGACAAUGUCGCAGACGCUGGAUAAACUUUUGGAUAGAGACACUGUGCAGGUGGAGCUCAUACCUGAGAAGAAGGGCCUGUUCCUCAAACAUGUGGAAUACCAGGUCACCAGCCAGCGUUAUAAAAUAUCAGUUUACCGACGUUACAGUGAUUUUGACGUCUUCCACGAGGUUUUGCUCCAGAGGUUUGCCUACAGAGUGGUUCCAGCAUUGCCACCAAAAAGGAUGUUAAAGGGAGUCCUGACUUCAGUCUCUGAGCGGGAGUUCAUUGAAGGAAGGAGACGAGCUCUUGGCAGAUUUAUUAACUUGGUGGCUCGCCAUCCUUUCUUUUCUGAGGAUGAGCUGGUCAAGACCUUCCUCACCUUCAGUGGCUCAGAUGUUCAGACCAAGCUGCGUGACACUUACAAGAAAACAGGUGAUGAGUUCAUGACCAACAGAACUGCAACCCAGGCUAAGGAAUAUCUCCCUGCAGAUAUUCAGGGUCAGUUCUCAACAAGCAGAGACCUAAUUAGGAAUAUCCACAACAGCUUCCAGAGGCUGCGGGACAGAGCUGAGAAAAUGGCAGAACGCUCGAAAGAGAAUGCAACAGAUCUGCUCUUGUUUGGCAAAGAGCUCAGUACUCUGGGCUCAGAUACUACACCUCUUCCUGCCAUGGCUUCCCCACAAUGCACCUGGGGGACCUUGCGUCAGUCUCUGAAGAGCCUGUCCGUGGAGUUUGCUGUAUUAUCUGACAAAGCGGCUCAGCAGGGCAGACGAGAGGAGGAUGAUGUUGUGGAAAAACUCAACCUCUUCCUUGAUCUGCUGCAGUCGUACAGAGAUCUUUGUGAGCGGCAUGAGAAGGGUGUGCUUCAUGAGCACCAGAGAGCUUUGCACAAGUACGGCAUGAUGAAGAGGCAGAUGAUGAGUGCCACUGUGCAGUCAAAAGAGCAGGCAUCUGUGGAGCAGCUGGAAUCACGAAUAGUUCAGCAAGAAAGUGCCAUUCAGACCAUGGAGCUCCGCAACUACUUCUCCCUGUUCUGCCUUCAUCAGGAGACGCAGCUCAUCUUCGCCUACCUUCCGAUCACGUCCCACAUUCUCGGGUCUUUUGUUAACUCACAGGUCCAAGGACACAGAGAGAUGGGAGAGGUGUGGAAUGAACUCCAGCCAAAGCUUGGGUGUCUGUUUGGUGGCAAAAAUGGAAUGAAAGCACCCAUUUAAAAGCUAAACGCGUGACGAAGAAGACGAACACUGCCACCGAUGAGGAUUGCAAACUGGAAAUGAAAAAGCUCCACAAGCUAACGCAAAUAAGUACUAUGCUAAACUGUUCCCAUCCAUUUUAUCAGUAAGAGAAUUUACAAAGUCUUGCUUCUUAAGUUUCAUCAACUAUUUUUUCCACAAAAGACAUUGGGCAUUUUAUGCUGUACUUGAUGGGGAUGUAACACCCAUUUCUGAAUAAUUUACAGCUGUCAACAGGGCAGGAAAGUCCUUCAAACUGUUAUUUUAACAAGGGAUAAAGGGUGACAUUGUGUUCAUACUUUCCAACACAUUUGCUGAUGCACCAGUUUAUACCUGGUAAGAAGUUUAACACACUAAGAUAGUGGGGACAAAUUAAGAGGGGCACAAAGUCUGAGUUUAUUUCCUGACAAAGUUUCAACUUGCUGAAUAACUUUAGACCUUUUGGUUUAUAAGAACAUGUAGCUGAAUACUUUAUAUUGUUGACAGUUUUGUGCUUUUUCUUACUGUUUAUUUUGAUAUGAAGUCUGGCUUGAAAGUUUGACUCUUGUGGAAUUUCUGCUUAAAUAUGACCUACAAUAUUAUUAGAUUUUUACAAAAGUCCUAAAAGUCUAUUGGGAAAACCCAAUUUAGCAAAUUUAAUAAAACAAUUUGAACUCCACCAGUUGAAAAGCAUCAGAAAACUCCCCAGAAGCGGUUGAAAACAAGGUGUGUAUUAGUCCACACAUCCACACACCGUAAUUCAUUUUAAGAGGCUUAAAAAAUGACUGAAGUCAGCCAUUGCUCUGUAAUCACAUGAAGUCUGAGGAUCACAUGAACAAACAGCUGUUGCAGGGAAAUAAAUGUUUUUUGAACUAAUGAGACAAAAAAACCCCCCAGAACUCUUUGAUAUAAAUGAUGUGUGUUGUAUUUCGACAAAGGAAUAAACAAAACCUCUCAACCUCUGUAAAACACGGUGGUGGUAGCUUCAUGGUUUGGACCUGUUUUGCUGCAUCUGGGCAUAAACAGCGUUUACCAUUACUGAUGGAAAAAUGAAUCCUGCAUUGAAACAGGAAGACAGCCCAAAACAUAUGAUUAAUUCUAAGAGAUUUGUUGGAGUAAUAGUUUUUUUUUUCUUUUUGUAAUAGUCAAGUUAGUUUUUGUGAAAAGACCUGAAAUGAACAGCUCCUGUGUGCAAACCCACCAACAUCCCAGAGAUUAAGCUGUUCUAUCACAUCAAAUAAAAACAAUCUGUUGUACUUUUUUAGUCAUUAAAAUAAUGUUAGGCCAUUUUCCUGAAUAAGCAAAUAUUAACUGGGUAUUAUUUGUUUACUUUUAAGACUUAUGUGAAAACCUCAUGAUUGAGAUUCAAACUUUCAAGCUCUAAGUGCAACUUCUUCGCUCUUUUACUAUAUAAGCUAUGUCAAAAGCCUGACCUCAAACUGUUUGAUGCUACGAAUGUGAGACAUGAGGUUUAUUAAUUAAAUGAUUACCUCUGGCAGUAGUAACAACAUAUGCCAACAAUAACACUAUAAGAUGUUAAUAUAUUACCAAAGAUAAACCAUAGAAAUUUGCUAAAAAAUGCUGUGAACCAUAACAGGAUUUCUAUACAGCUCCAUUUAAAGGAAUAAACAAAUCUUUACAUGAAUUUCUUUAAACAGAUUUCAGGUCUCAUCGGCUUGCAGAAGGAUCACUCUGUGUUGUUUAUCAGAAAAAAUAAACGUCUGGAUAUCGUUGAG